CCCGAUGCACACCCAGCUCCCAGUGCACAUCCCCUCGGAAGAACCGCUCACGCGCUCUCAGCUCGAGGCGCUCGCAUACGCGCAAAUCCAGAACCAAGCCCGCAGCCGCAACAUAGCGAAGCGCAAGCGGCCCAAAGCCGAGUUGAUCGAGGACAUAUUGCUCGCGGACCCGCCUCCCCACAUCGCUGUCAAUCUCAAUCCCAAUAUUAAUGCAAGCGCGGGCGCGCGGUCGCUGCACGUCGUGCACUCUGCGCACUCGUUCGCCGCCUCCGAUCGCGCGCACUACGACGCAGAACGCGGGACAGGCUCGCGCCAGUCCACCCGCCCUCCCGAGAUCCAGGGCGCCGUCGAAGAGGAAGAGGACACGCCGUACAUGCCGCCGAAGGCGCCCGGGGGGCGCGCUAAUAGAGACCCCACACCGUCGCCGUACGAACAGUACAAACAGACGUACGGACACUCGCCUACGUGUUUUCGCCCGCCGGCAUUACCCCUGCCGGUGCUGGUAUCGGCGAACCCGCCUCCAGCAACCGUCGCGCGCUCCGAACCAUCGCACGAGCGCGCCUCUCGGCGCUCUUCACAUGCGCGCGCGCCCAGCUCGAACGGACGCGCGGGCUCAGUAUCUUCUGGCCGCGCCCACGCCAGCUCUUCCUCCCAACUGCGCUCCCAUCCCCAUCCCCAUCCCCGUUCUCAUUUGCGCCACUCUCAAUCCCGACCCCAAUUUCGCUCUCCAUCCCCACCAUAUCACACUCGCUCCCACAGCCCAACGCCCCCUCCGCACCAGCGCAUCCUCGCGCUGCACGAAGCCAACGCGGUCAUCCACGAGGCGCUCUGGAAGACGCACGUUCUUCUCGAGGAGCAGGCUGCGCGUCUCGAUGCUAUCUCUAACGGCGGCGGCGGCGGCGGCAGUGGCGUUGGCAACAACGGUGACAGCGGUGGUGCUAGUGGUGGUGGUGGUGGCAAUGGCGGGAACGGUGGCAACGGUGGCAGUGGCAGCGGGUGGGCAGCGAUAGGGGAGAUGCACGAGCUGCGGCUGAGCAGCGAGAUGCAGCUGGGCGCGAUGAGCCAGCGCGCGGUGGAGCGGCAGAAGGAUGAGAGGUGGAAGCGGGUGCCGUAUGAUGAGAUGCAUGCGGGGGACGAGGGCGAGGGUGAGGAAGGAGAUGAGGAGGGUGAGGAGGGUGAGGAGGGUGAGGAUGACGAGGAAGGAGACAGUGAGCAAGGCGACGGCGGUGGGGAUCAAGGGGACGACGACGACAACGACGGUGCAAGCGGCACAAAGCCACACUCCCAGCCGACGUCCAACCCCCGCCACCCCAACCCCACCACCUUCGCGCCCCCGCCCCAGACGCACAGCAUCCCCCCGCAAGAAAACCCCAGCCCCGAGCUCGAGUACCUAGACGACGCCGGAACAGUCCUGCGCGAGUUCACGCCGCUCCUGUCUGCACGGACCGUCGGUCCCCUCCAGCACCAGCACCAGAACCGGCACUGCUACAUCCACGCGCAGCCCCACGCGCAACAGCAGCCGCUGGGGCAAUCAGAGGAUCCUUAUGCAGGUAUACCGGUAGGCUCGGUGCCGUGGCCGGUAAGAAAUCCUACCGAGGAGGAGCUCGAUGCCGCCGAGGACGAGGACGACGAUGAUGAUGACGAUGACGAUAUCUUUGGUGGCGACGAUGUCUUUGGCGGAGACGACGAAGACGAUGACGAUGUCUUUGGUGAUGGGGGCGAGGUGGUGGUGCCGUGGAGAGGGGAUAACCCGGCGUUCUGGGAGAGCGCGUCUGGCGCUGGCCGGGUGGGCAAGGGCGCGGAAAACGACAAGAGCGAGGACGAAGACGAGAAGAGGGACAGGAGCGGGAACGCAGAUGCUCAUGCGCGCAGCCACGCUACCGGACAGGACCAAGUCGCGCGGCCGGCGUCCACGACGGCGAGUAAUCAGGCCCAAGCUUUGAACGACUCACCGAUGUACGAGCCGCUCUCGCCUACACCCGCCCAGCUUGCGCAAGCGCCGGACCCUCAACGUCCGAGCCCGAGCUUCAGCCCCGGCGCAGACGACGGCACUUUCGACUUCGACGACCCGUUUGACGGCGUGGACGCGUUCGAGGGCACACCCACGCCGCCGGCAGAGGCCGCCGCUGCAACCGCUGCUGCGCUGUCUGCUCAUUCUCGCACGCACGCGGACACAGACGCGGGUGGGGGAGCCAGUGCGAGCGAGGCAGAGGUUGAGGACGGGCUGGCGUCGUCGUCGCCGCCCCUUCCCGCUGCUGCUGCUCAUGUCGCUCCUCCCUCUGCAUCCGCGUCCACUUGGUCCACCCCCUCCUCUGCACACACGUACACGGCCGCCGACUGGGGGCGCGAGCCGCGCGAUGCCCAUGCUGCUGUUACCAACAGGGCGCUUAAACGGACGCGGGACUCGAGCGAGCCGGAGGACGGGCCUAGUUCUGCGAAGAGGAUGCGGUGGUGAUAUUUUCCCCCACUUUUACUUACGCUUGGGAAUUUUGUUUGUUAGUGACGAUCGAUACCCCUGUGACGUAGAGUGUUGUGUUUUGACGUAUGUAUUCGGGGGGCGGAAGUAAAAUUGCG
Molecule: messenger RNA, 2574 nt
Organism: Coniophora puteana RWD-64-598 SS2
Lineage: Eukaryota; Fungi; Basidiomycota; Agaricomycetes; Boletales; Coniophoraceae
Exons: 4
Coding region: 5-2455 (816 amino acids)
Source: RefSeq, a predicted model, not a curated record